AUGGCUAAUAUUGAGGAUACUUGUAUAUCAUUAACUAAUCCCAUUGAAGCUGAUUCUUCAUCGGCUACUAAACUGAGUGAUUCGCUGGAUAUAGUUAUAUUACCUUCUACAACGACGAUUAAUAUUAAUUCAAAUGUUUCCAACAACAAAGAAAUUCAUCCAAGAAGUGUUAAAAAACAAAAGAUUGCCGAUAAUAUACUAUUAUCUAACAUCAGUCGUCGACUAGCCAUACGAAAAAACUUACAUAAACGACUUUCUUUCGUAACUGAUAUCAUGUGUUUUCUUGGUAUUUUGGGCAUUAUUCUUAUGAUUAUUGAAAAUGAAAUAAAAUUUUCACAAAUCAAUAAUAAUGAUACCAUGUCGAGUUGGUGUAUCAAAAUAGUUAUUAGUUGUUCAACGAUUAUUCUCAUUGGAUUUAUCUUUCAAUAUCAUCGUUUAAAGUUAUUUCUCUAUGCUGUUAAUAAUUCAAUUCAAGAUAGUCGUGCUACACUCACAAACAGAAAAAUAUUUUUAAUUAUACUUGAAAUAUUGAUAUGUGCUAUACAUCCUGUACCUCACUCUACUCCUCCUUAUUUGAAAGCAUCAUUAAAAAAUAUAGAUUCAAAUUCAUCCAUAUCUACUCCUUAUAUUUUGUCUUAUAUAGAUAUCGAUGUGGCACUUGGUUUACCAAUGUUUGCUCGUUUUUAUUUGAUUUGUCGUUCAAUUGUAUUUCAUUCUCAUCUAUUUCGUGAUUCAUCAUCACGAUCUGUUGGUUAUCUUAAUAAAAUAUCAAUUGAUUUCUUUUGGUGUUUACGUGCAUGUAAUUAUUUACCAACCAAUGAACAUGUAUCGUUUCUCAAUUCAAUGUGGUUAUUCGUUGUAACAUUUACUACUGUUGGGUAUGGAGAUUUUACACCAUCUACAUAUUGUGGACGAAGUAUUACUGCUAUAAUCAGUUUGGUUGGUGUCUUUUCUACUGCUCUUGUUAUUGCUGUUCUGGCACAACAACUUCUAUUGGAUCGAUGCGAAAAAUAUGUGCAUAAUUUUGUAAUGAAUAUUGAAUUGGCAAAAGAGCACAAAAUACAAGCAGCAAAUAUUGUUAAAUUUGCAGUAAAAGUUUGGUAUAUGAAAAAUAAAAAUAUAUCGUUAUCAUCUAUUCGAUAUCUUCAAGUACGACGACGACUAUUUCAAGCAAUACAUUUGGUUCAACAAGUUAAACAAGAACGAGGAAAAUUAAUUGACAAUUGUAUUGAUCAAAUCGAUCUACUAACUAUGCAACGUAAAACAAAUGCUCAAACAUAUGAAACUAAAGAACAAUUGAAGACAAUGAAAGUUAAAAUUGAUAACAUAGAAGAAAAACUUAUUGAGAUGAACACGAAUAUAAACAAUACAGUGAACGAUAUACAGAAAAUAUUGAAUAUCUUGUCAGCAAAAUUUUUAAAAUAA
This is a messenger RNA of Rotaria sordida, 1425 nucleotides long. The record is from the annotation of a GenBank genome assembly. NCBI's taxonomy places the organism in Eukaryota, Metazoa, Rotifera, Eurotatoria, Philodinida, Philodinidae.